AGCUAAUUAAGCUAGAAAGGGCAGCUGCUCUGCUUCUUGGAGAGGUGUCCACUGCACAUACAUGGAGGCGCCGACGAUAGAUCAACAUGUCGUUGACAUGGUUUCGCUGUUGGCGCAAGAACUGAGGGGUGAACUCGACAGCCUGAAGAACUCGUCGACGCAGCGGGCCGGCGGCGGCCCUGCGCUGCCGCCGGUCGUCAUCGACAAGGUCGGCGACCUGACCCGCAACGUCGACGAGCAGGAGUACGUGCCUCACUACGUCUCCAUCGGGCCGUACCACCGCAUCAGCAGCCCCAAGCUCGCCAGGGACGUCGACAAGGUGCAUAGGCUCGGGGAGGUCCUCUCGGCGGCGGCGGCAUACUCCACGGCGCCACUGCGGCUGGAGGACUUCAUCACCGAGCUUGCGCUCAUGGAGCACGCCGUGAGGAGCUGCUACAGGCAUCCGUUUGACGUCGCGAGCAAGGAUUUCCUGCGCUGGAUGCUCCUCGACGCGUGCUACAUCCUCGUCCGCUUCGGCGACGUCCUGCGGCGCCGGCACGGCGAGGAGGAGGAGGAGCGCACGGUGGAAGCUGUUAAUGGCGUCAUGGUGAGGAGAUGGUAUAGGAACUUGUUUCGUGUCCCGAGCAAGGGAUUCCUGCGCCGGGUGCUGCUCGACGCGUGUUGCGUCCUCGUCCGCCUCGGCGACGUCGUCGGACUCGGACGCCGCCGGCUCAAGGUGCCCGCGGCGGCGGAGGCUAACGGCUUCGCGUCGGGAGAGAACCGAGUCGUGCCGUCCGUGGAGAGGGAAGAAUCCGGCGUCGACCAGCAGGAGGCGGUCGCGGUGGUCCGCGACGUGUUCUACCUCGCGGAGAACCAGAUCCCGUUCUUCGUCGUCGACAAGGUCCACCAGAUGACGUUUCUUGACAGCAAAACUCCGGCGCUGAAGGCCAUCGCGGGCUACGCAGCAGCACUCUUGGAAGGACAGCAGUACUCGAUCGCGACGCCGACCAAGGUGGAAGAACCGGAGCGGCCGCCGGAGCCGGCGAAUCUCCUGCACCUGCUGCACAUGCACUUCAAGCCUACCGUACUCACGCCCUCCACCGCCGGAGGUAGGCCCGUCGGACGGUGGCGCACGGCAAUCGAGUACUAUUUCGCCGGCGUGACAUUCAAGAAACGGCCUCUCGAUCUCAGCGCCAAGGGCGGCGCACGCUGCAUCCUCGACGUCAAGGUGAGCAGCGGCGGUGGCACGUUGGAGGUGCCUCAGCUGAACAUCGACGCCGAGACGUGGCGGCUGCUCCGCAACCUAAUGGCGCUGGAGCAGAGCAACCCGGUGGCGGCGGGGAGCCACGUGACGGCGUACUGCGUGUUCAUGUCGCAGCUGGCGAGCACGGACACGGACGUGGAGCUGCUGUCGCGGCGGGGGGUCAUCGUGCACGGGCUCGGCAACCACAGCGAGGUCGCCGGGCACUUCGCCAAUCUCUGCAAGGGCGCGGUGUUCGACGCCGACGACGCGGAGCAGAAUUACCUGAGGCCGGUGUGCCAGAAGCUGGAGAGGCGGUUCCGGAGCCGGCCGCGGCGGUGGAUGACGUGGCUGAAGAAGAAGUACUUCGCCAACCCGUGGCUCGCCGCCGGCCUCGUGGCGGCCACCGUGGGGCUCAUCUGCAGCGUCAUCCAAGCGGUUUACUCCGUUCUGGGUUACGUGAAAUAAUGCUGCUGACGGCUGAGGAUGACGUGGCCUGUGACGUCUUGUCUUACGUAGGGUGUUAGUAGUCCAUGCCACCACGUGUAGCAGCAUGCGCAUAUUCUCGUUGCAUAGUUAGGAGAUAUGCGUUAGGCUACACUUUGGGCCGUCAUAAGUAUGUGGCCGGGUUGCCAUACCAAUGAAGUACAUCGAGAUGGAAAAGUGCAUUUUACCUCAAUCCACUAUAGGCAAAGUUUAAAACAAGUCCCUCAACCGUAAAACUACUGCUAUGUCGCCUUCCUCAUCUAUUGAACAGAUGCAUCUUGCCUCCCUAGUGUUCUCAACACGGGGCAUUUAACUUUUCGUCACUUUUAUAAAUAUUUAUAACAGAUUUGCUACUGAAUCCACAUGUCAUAGACUAAUGAAGACCCACAUAUCAUAGACAGCGAGUGACAAAUAUGUUUUUAACCACUUUUUCCUCUGGACACUGG
Molecule: messenger RNA, 2151 nt
Organism: Oryza brachyantha (malo sina)
Lineage: Eukaryota; Viridiplantae; Streptophyta; Magnoliopsida; Poales; Poaceae
Exons: 2
Coding region: 62-1687 (541 amino acids)
Source: RefSeq, a predicted model, not a curated record